Acanthaster planci (crown-of-thorns starfish) is the source of this 8252-nucleotide messenger RNA. RefSeq lists its product as uncharacterized. The record is from RefSeq and is a predicted model, not a curated record. NCBI's taxonomy places the organism in Eukaryota, Metazoa, Echinodermata, Asteroidea, Valvatida, Acanthasteridae.
AUGGGCGAGCUCUGUCAGCACGUGGUCGUCCAUGACUUCAACCAGACUUAUGUUCCCGAAGACCUGGUUAACAACAUAACAAAUAACUUGAUUGAGAUUGCCUACAAUGAAGAUGAAUGUCUUCGGGUCGGGGAAAUCAUUUUUGAGGAACUUUUCGAAGGGGAAGCAUCGGAUUUGAAUAUGACGGCGGAGAUGUGCAGCGUACUGGUGAGUGCCUUUGGCGCCAACGUGACGGAUAAUGUCUUCAUUGUCGAACAGGAUAUUAUUGACUACAUUUUUGGGCUUAGGGAAAUGUACAAUUAUUCGGCAGAGCCUCCAUCCAGGUCCUCUGACGAAAGUUUAGAAGAACUGGAAGGGUUUAGCUUGACUCUCGGAGCCAACACCACCGAUGAGUUACUGCUACGAUGGUAUUCAGUCUUCGACCCGUCCGAAAUGGGACCUUAUGCUGUAAUCGAGUACCUCCGGCCAGAUCUGCUGAUACAACUUUACGGCCGUAUGUACAAUGCACGGAACAGUCGAGAAGCAUUCAAGCUGCUGUGCGAUUCUCUGUCACCGGCUAUACGCGGCCCGGACUUGAAUGAAAUGUGCAAGGAGGCGUCUCAUCAGAGCUUCGAUCGGGUGAGGGAAGUGUGCAGUUACUGGGGUUAUUACGGGCUCGCAGAACUGUUUGACUGGGAUGCGUAUUGGGAGGUGUUUUAUCUCGACUGGUAUCUGGAAGAGUGGGACCGUAAUGAGAACGAAACUCGCUUUUGGUUCAUGGAGGAGAUCCGUUGGCCCAUCUUGGAAGAGUUUGAUCUAUACUGGAGUCCUUUCCCCAUUUGCCGGUUCUUUGGGGAAGAAAUUGUGAAAACUCCGAGUCAGGUCCAGGAUGAUGUAUACAGAGCACUUGAAAGAGUUGUACUCCGAUCUUUCAAUUCGUUAAUCGACGAGCCCUGCCGACGUAUCAAAGAAAACCGCUCCUCAGACUUUGUGGAAAAUUUUGGGGAUGAUCACCCGGAACCUCGGAGCAUCAAAGACUACGUGCUGGCUAUGUAUACGUAUAUGGGCGGGUUCAGUUCACCGCUGGCUUUUUGCACAAGCCUAUACGAUAUCACCGAGAAUCUUUGGGAAAUCCAACCCGACCAGGUACGGGGAUUACUCGACACCAUGAAAGCGAAUCUGGAGUUGGUUGCCACCGAUGAAGAAACCUGCGGAGAAUUCGUCACAGUUCUGACUGACCUGGAUGCGGAGUUUUCAAUCUCAGAUUGGACUGGUUUCACCGAUGCCGACACGUUCUGUGUCGCAUUGGUUGAUGCUGCCGAGGGCGACGGCCCGUCGGUCCAGUGGUCCAGCUUGGUGGACAUGGCUUUGAACAUCGAACCUGCCGGCUCCUCAUCAGAGCUGCCACCGGGAUUUCUGCUGGAAGAAGUCCCUGUCAAGAUCGUUCUGGCCUCCCUGGGAGUCAUAUGGAAUAGCGGCACCGUGAUCGAAGGGAUGGCCAUCGUUUGUAACAACAUGGUUCCCCUUUUGGCAGAGCUCACCGAUCUUUCGAAGGGUGAAAUCAACGAGAUGUGCGGCGCUCUCUCCGAUUCAGACAUCAAAAUUGUCCAGCGAAAGUGCGAAGCUGUCCUCACCCCUUACUUUUACGGCGAACAUUACCCAACAGCAGGCAUGGCCGAACUCGACGGCGAAGCUUUGCUCGAAGUCAUGAAAGACACCCUUGGUUGGGAAAGCUUUGAUCAGGAAGGCGUCUGUCCGGGCGUCGAAUCUCUCCUGAACGCUGACUUCGGCUUUGUCGAUUUAUUCGUCACCAUGAUGGAAGGGAUCCUUCCCUACAUCGGUACGGAGAGCGCGCUGCCGUUCUGUCACAAUAAGGAGCAGAUCAAGGCAUUCUGGCAAGGGACAGGUCCGUUCUACGAUGAGUCCAGAUCUGAUUACGACGAGCGGCUACGGGAAGCACCCAAACCAGACAUAGAAUAUGAUCUCCUGGACUCCAUCCUGGGAGUGGCCACGGGUAUGGGCAGUAUCGACAGCAUCUGCGAUGAUUUAAUGGAGGCCGAUGAAGACGGGGAGACAUCGGCGUUCUACAGCCGGGUCAUCGAUGGGGUGUUCGGCCUGGUCAACAACGUGGACCGUUGCACGGUGGCGGCUGAGACCAUGUUGAAUCUUCUCCUGCCGGAGUUAGAUAUCUCCAGCAGUUCUGAGAGUAGCUCGCUGGUGCCCUGGGCCGAUCCAAUCUACUGGGCAACCGGACUGAGAACGCCAAAGGCAGUUUGCACCAAGAUUGUACAGUCGUUCACCGGCCAGCAAGCAGAGAGAUGCCGUGGCAUCGUUGAUUGUGCUGGUAUCUGUAAUGGCAAUUCGAGAGAGGACUGCGCCGGAGUGUGCAACGGUGGAGCCACCUAUGACUGCGCCGGCGCCUGCAACGGGGGCGCCUUCAUCAACAACUGCACCGAGUGCGUCGGCGGUCGGACGGGCCGAGCCGUCACCUUCGGUAUGGAUAAAUGCGGCCUUUGCCGCAAGGCGCCUGGCUACCGCAAGACUUGGGACUGUCACGGGGAGUGUGACGGCUCGGCCGAGGUUGAUCGCUGCGGUCAGUGUGUCGGUGGAACGACCGGGUUAAGCCUCGACACCAAUGCCGGCCGGUUGGACUGCCGGGAGGUUUGCGACGGUGGCUGGGUGGCAGACACCUGCAAUUACUGCGAGCCACCGGCCAAACAGGGCGUGGUGUACGACGGUGGCAGCAAGUACAAGGACUGUACCGGCGGCUGCAUCCGUCCCGGCGCACCGCGGGCUGAGGAGAACGACUGCGGUGUGUGCUGGGGUGGCAGUACGGGAGUGCUGGAGACUGAAGGGGUGAACGUUUGCGGACAGUGUGAGAGCAGUUCCGUUGCUGAUGUUAUGUCGUGUGCUGGAUGCGACGGCGUUCCUGCAAGUGGCGUUGAAUACGACGCGUGUGGAGUUUGCGGAGGUGACGGUACCGACUGUGUCGCCGUCGGGCUGGUGAUUCCCAACAUCGUUCCCAACGUCCAAACAAGGGUCCGCGUGGCCGGGGCAGGUUUCUCCGCUGGAGCCUUGUUGACUUGCCUCUUUACGCUGAACGGACAGACAACAGAGGGCGCUGCCACUCGCAUCGACACUACAAUUUUGUUGUGUGAUGUUCCUGCCUUGACACCCGGUGACUACGCUGUGGGAGUUCGUCGUAACAGUGAUCUGCCUUCAGAAAUCACUUCAACCCUCCGAGUCUUCCAAGAUGUUGAAGUUGUGGAAAUAUCGCCAACAACUUUUACUGUUAAUCGGUCCCUUGAGACUGUGGAAAUCACCGUUACUGUGGCAACUGGAGGCUUGGCCUCCUUGAGGGCCUAUUCAGAAGAGUGGAACGUUAUACCGACGCUCACAGUGCUUUUGGAUAAUGGUUUCUUGAGGUCGUUUGGCACCUUUGAGUCAGAUGAAACUAUGUCUUUCCUUCUCGGAAUGCCUUACAAUUCGGGCUACGGAGUGGUUGUUCCAUCGGUUAAUGGUGGGGCAACGGCUCUUGGUGAAUACAGCGUCAAUGGCUACGCAUACUUCCAGGCACCAACACUUGAGAGGAUCCAAUUUUCAGACACGGGGGCGAGCCUGCUAGUGACCUUUGACAUGCCGGUGGACUACGAGAAUCUGCGCUCGUGCAAGCAGAUCUUCACGUCCACCCAGUCGCUGGGGCAGGGCGCCCUCUGCCUGUGGCUCUAUCCGACUGCCAUGCUGAUCCUGAUUGGCAGAGGCAGCAACCUGGUGGAAAUUGGCUCCCCGUUGAUUGUCAAGCCUGAAGCCCUGAAGGCCUUCCGCCAAGACUUUUCCUAUGCCGUGGAGUCCAAGUCCUACUACGCCCAGCCUCCAAAUAAUCCUGUCCAGCCCGAGGCGGUAGUGACUGGUCCCCCCAAGCUGCCAAGCUGUGGGAACAUCCGGAUUGAUGCCCGGCGGUCUACGGGUAGCGGUGGGCGUGCCAUGUCUUACUACUGGGAGGUGGAGAGUACCGGGAGCACGACGUCCUUAGACAACGCUCUGAAUGACAUCAACACCAACAGUCCAUCUCCUUCACUUGCACUGGACGGUGACCUGAUGGACGCUGACACCGAUUACGUCUUCACUGUCAACGUCACCAACUUCCUGGGCGGCUGGGACGUGGCCUCACUGACUGUCCACCGCACGGGCAUCGCUGCCCCAGAGGUCAAGAUCCUGUCCAGUGGGGUGGACCUCACCUCAGUCCGUGUGUCCAACAGCUUUGAGCUGACUGCGCAAGUCAAGUUCUACUCAGAGUGUGUGCCACCAGGCGAGACCCUGUUUGAGUGGUCUGUCAAUAAUACCGACGUUGCCCUAAACCUCAAGACCCAGUACACCAGGUCUCUCAAUGUGCCAGCCUACUCCUUGCCAGCUGGUGAGGAUCUGACCUUCACUGUGCGCGUCUACAAGUCCAGCAACCCAUCGGCCUACGUGGAAGCCUCCAUUGGAGCCACCACAGUCUCCUCUCCCUUGGUGGCCGUCAUCCGCGGCCCCUCGGAGCUGACCAUUGGCAGGGACAGCGGAGAGGUGGUGCUGGAUGGGUCACUGUCCUACGACCCCGACGCGGAGGCACGAGAUUGGGAGUACGAGUGGCUGUGCGUGCAGACUGACGACAACAGUGCCUGCUGGUCCUACGAUCCCUCGAGCAUCGGUACCCUCAUCAACAACGGUUCCAACAUCGAUGGCGCUUAUCUCAGGUUUGAUGCCCUGAGCCUGCAAGCUGACAAGUCCUACACCUUCACCCUGGUGGCAUCCAAAGAGGCACGGUCAGCUACGGCGUCUGUCUACAUAUCUGCUGUCAACGGUAACCCGCCCAAGAUUGAGAUCCCGCCCAGGUCGGACAACGGCGAAGUGAAGGAUAACCGGCCGUUCUUCUUGAGUGCCAUCAUCAGACACUCCACAGAUCUGGCAAACGUUACGUGGGAAACUACAGACACUGAUUCAGGAUAUGGUUUCCUUGAUUUUGACGAGACUUCCAACUUGCUGGUGCCCGCCACUGUCUUCCCGAUGGGAAAUGGAGUGUCAGCAGCUCUUCUGGUGGUCAAAGACGGUGUGGUCAGCAGGGGUACGUCCUAUUCCAUCCGAAUUAACGCUACCACCAUCGAUGGACAGGUCAAUUCCGUCAAGACCUACAUCAGCGUGCUGUCCGGCCCGACAUCCUGUGACUUCGUCCUGCCGGACAACUACACUGAGUUUGAGGAGGUGACCUUCAGCAUUGAGAAUUGUGUGUCCACUGCCGAGCCUUUGCAGUACCAGCUUCACGUGGUCAAGGAGGACGGCAGCGUAGCGGCCUUCAAGGACACCACACCGGAGCCCACCUUCACCUCGGUGGGAGCCCCUCGAUUGUCUGGCUCCAACAUCCGUAACUACGUCAUGAAGGUAUGUGAUUCCAACGACAUCUGCUCUGUCUACGAAGGCAAUGUCACUGUCCUUGAGAAGGUGACCUUCACAGAAGCUGAGGUCACAGCCUAUAUCUCGGAUCAGGUCGACACUCCCAAAUUUGCCGGUGAUUUUUCGUUGGCCUUGACCAACCUGAACAUGGUGUCUGACCGGGGCCUGGUCAGCAGACGUAGGCGUCGGACGGCGGCUGAAGACUCCACGUCCACCACCACCACAGACCAGCUGGAAUUGAUCCAACUGACCAUCGACGAGACUGUCAUGACACCCAGCCGGGCACAGCUAUUGCUGGACCAGACCGAGUCUGUUGACCCGACCACCAUGGUGCUAGCCGACCAAAGUGACUUUGUGACCCAGCUGGAAACCAUCAUCGAUGUGUUCAUUGGGGCGGAUGAACCAAUCCCAUCAGCCAGUGCCACCACCGUAUCGGGAAAGCUAGAUGUCAUCAGUGAAGGGUUGGACCCGGUUUACCAUGAGAGUAUUCUGGCUCAGAUCAGCACUGUCAGGAGCAAGCUUGCUUCCUCUUUGGCCAGUGGCCUGUCGGUUGGCUCCCCGCGUAGUGAAAUCGAUGGAACGGAUGGUGUGUCCAGUGUCAUGAGAACCCUGCUGAGUGACCCCAUUGACUCCAAGACCUCUGGCACGCCCAUCUCCAUCAACUUUGGCUCUGAAGUUGCUGAACUUUUCAGCGCAUCGUGGAUAUGCAGCUCGGGUGAAUCCUGCUCAGGGGUGACCCUGAAGAUUCAGCACUACAACACCGGAGUGGAUCUCCUGUCCACGGAGGAUGACCACAUCAACUAUCGCGUGGCCGACAUUCUGGAUAUCGUUUUGACUGACCCCGAAUCAGAUGAGAAGUUGAACAUCAGUGGCCUGACUACGCCCAUCCUGCUAAACUUCACCAUCACAAACCCUCUGUCGGAGGUGGACAACGAGUGCGUGUAUUGGGACGGCACCACUUGGAGCACAGACGGCUUGGACACCACAGAAAACGGUGACGGGACCAUCACCUGCGCCACCGACCAUCUGACGACGUUCACCGUCAUGGGGGUACCCUGGCCUUCCGUCCCCACGACCGAGGCCGAUGAGAUUGUUACAGCAGUGCCUGAGAAUUUGUUUGGUCUCUCGACCGAACUCAUCAUCAUCAUUUCUGCCAGCGCUGCUUUCGGCCUGAUUCUCCUCACCAUCUUCACUGUCUUCCUCUGCAAGCAUUGCGGUAAGAGCAAGGCCAAGGUGUCUGCUCGGGAUGUGCCGGACAGCAUUCAGCCGCAAGUGCAGCCGCAAAUGCAGCCGCAAAUGCAGCCACAGCUCCAGCCGCAGCAAUUCCAGCUGCAACCUCAGCCACAACCUAUGGUGGCCCUGAUUGGCAUACCGGUCAUCCAAGGCCAGUACGGCAUGGGCUACAACCACACCUCCAUGGCUGCAGUGCCCCGGGAUGCCCCUCCUGUGUACGAUAUCCCUGACCAGGGCUACAGCACCCAGGUGGGUGGGGCUCAGCCCUACGGCAGUACCGUGGCAACGGCCCCGCCCAAGGUCACCCUGGUGGGGAACAACAACAACCUAGUCCAGGUGGGCAUGGCAUCGGACCCGCCCAGCAGCUACAGCGGGAAGGCGGCCCAGUCAGGGGAAAUGUCCAGCUACCUGACGGCCGUGACCAGCGGCCUGCCUGGGAUAGGUGGAACUGAGCACAUUGCCAUGAAGACUGUCUCUGGCAGCAAGGCGUCCCUGACUGGUCAUUUUUAAACAGACAAACACCCCCAAAACAUUCAAAGUUUUAUUUAGUAACAUGGAGCACAAUUAACAAGAGAGAGCAUACCUUCAGAUUUACCACUGAAACUUUACAUCAACAGAAACACUGCAAAGAUAAUGUGCAGUACGUCGAUACUUUGAUUUAAACUGGAAGAAAACACCACUAUGUGGAAAUUAUCCUUAAAGAAUCACCUAGAUCGUGGAAACAGGCAUUCAAAGCAGUACUGUGCAAUUUUAAUUGUAUUGGAUAUUCCAGUGUAGACAAAAUAUGGGUGGGCCAUUUCCAAAUACGAAAGGACUUCCUGAAAUCAAGUGUGUCUUGCAGUGUUGUUGGUGAGACCUUCACAAGACCAGGUACAAGGCUAGACACAAGACUUGUCACCAGUAGCUUGUUGUACAGUGCCAAAGGAAUGCUUUUCUUGCAGUCCAUUUGAAUAGCUUGUUACUUGAAUUCAGACCGGAGGUCUUGUGAAAGCCUUGCGUUGGUCUUGUGAUGGUCUUAAGGUGUCUCAACAUUGACCCGAAUAGCCCGAUGCAUGAUCAUGGUGGGUGUUAUGUGUAAGGCUUGGGUGCUUCUUUGGUGUGAAACAUUCUCAGAUCAUGGCAUUAUUUUUGCCAAAGAUUUUUAUAGUGUACAGAAUUGUUUGCUGCGUGGGAAAUUUGUACUUUACUUCAGAGGCGAGUUAAAACGAUCAAAAACACUGAGAUACAUUCAUUUUAGUUGGUGAAAUUUAUACAACAAAUAUAUUAUGAACUUUAAACUGAAAAUAGGAUAAUAAGAUGAUUGAUGUGCAUUAGGUAUAUUUGUAUUGGAAUUUAUAAAAGUAAAUUUAUUCAUGUAUUUGAAGUUAUAUUUGAAUUUAUUCACUUUGUGGUCAUAAUUAUGCCAAGGGAGUUUUACAGAUGUGUGAUGCUGCAGAUUUUGCAGCAUAUUUUGCUGGGGAUUUGACAACCAGAAAAUCGGGUUUUGUUGGUUCAGGUAAAAUGCCUUAACCACCUUACUUACAAAAGCUGGUAGCUAGUUACUGACAUUACAUAUUGCUGUUAUUUUGUUUCACCUCCACCUAAAACUAGAUCAAUUAAAAUGGAUGAAA